GUAAUCAGACAGCACUUCACAUCUCGAGCUGUAUUCUACUGGACACAGCGUUACUUAUUUAAAGAACACAACUUAAAUAAGCAAACAGAAAUGAAAAUAAAAACACUGGACAUCCGGCACACAUGCGGUACUCGAGGCUCAAGUGACUGCAGACUGUUCACAACAAAAACAAAAACAGCUUGCUGAUCUUAAAGGAGCCACAUCUUAUUUCACUCGUUACAUGUGAAAUGCCUGAGCUUCUUGAUAACCAGCCCUACGACGAGACUCUGGACAUCAGCAACUCAGAAGAGCUGGCCAGUUUGGACACACGUACUCCACGGCAAGCAGUCUUAAGGAACACAAGCCUACAGCAGCUGAAUUACAUGGCCAGUAGUGGCAAUGAUGAGUCUGAAGACAGUAUCAAGCAAAAAAAGACAGGACCACCUGCUAGACCAUGUGAACCAGCUGAAACUGAUGAUGAGGAUUAUGAUGAAGAGGAUGAUGAUGAAGAGGAUUCUGAUGACACAGAGUCAGAUGAAGAUGAUGGGGAGCCAAGACCAGCUCCAGAAGGGGCAUAUGAUCCAUCAGAUUAUGACCAUCUCCAUGUCUCAUCAGAUAUAAAAGACAUUUUCCAGUUCAUCACACGAUACACACCUCAGAACAUUGAACUGGAUCAUAAGCUGAAGCCUUUUAUUCCAGACUUCAUUCCAGCUGUAGGCGACAUUGAUGCUUUCCUUAAAGUUCCUCGGCCGGAUGGGAAGGUGGAUGGUCUGGGCUUGGUAGUGUUGGAUGAACCAUGUGCUAAGCAAUCAGACCCAGUGGUGCUCUCCAUGGGGCUUUCUGAGAACAGUAAACAGCACAAUGUCGCUGAAGUGAAGGUGAAGAGUAUCGAGAGUGCACAGAAGAACCCAAAAGCUAUUGAUGACUGGAUAGAUAGCGUCAGUGAACUCCAUCGCUCCAAACCUCCAGCCACAGUACUUUACACCAGACCCAUGCCAGACACUGAUACCCUGAUGCAAGAAUGGCCACCUGAGUUUGAAGAGCUUUUUGGCAAGCUGAACCUCCCCACAGCAGAUAUUGACUGUGACCUGGAAGAGUACAUCGACACAAUUUGCGGUAUCUUGGACAUUCCAGUAUACGAGAGCCGAAUCCAGUCUCUCCAUGUCCUGUUCUCACUUUAUUCUGAAAUCAGAAACUUCCAGCCUGAGCUUAUUGCUAAGCCACCCAACAACAAGACUCUGGACAUCAAUGACUCAGGAGAGGUGGCCAGUUUGUACGCACCUACUCCAUGGCAAGCAGUCUUAAGGAACACAAGCCAACAGCAGCUGAAAAGCAUGGCCAAUAGUAGCAGUGAUGAGUCUGAAGACAGUACCAAGCAAAAAAAGACAGGACCACCUGCUAGACCAUGUGAACCAGCUGAAACUGAUGAAGAGGAUGAUGAUGAUGAGGAUGAUUCUGAUGACACAGAAUCAGAUGAAGAUUAUGGGGCCCCAAGACCAGCUCCAGAACGAUACACACCACAGACCACUGUGAUGGAUAAACCAUGUGCUAAGCAAUCAGACCCAACGGUGCUCUCCCCGUGGCUUUCUGAGAACCGUAAACAGCACAAUGUCACUGAAGUGAAGGUGAAGAGUAUCAAGAGUGCACAGAAGAACCCAAAAGCUAUUGAUGACUGGAUAGAUAGCGUCAGUCAACUCCAUCGCUCCAAACCUCCAGCCACAGUACUUUACACCAGACCCAUGCCAGACACUGAUACCCUGAUGCAAGAAUGGCCACCUGAGUUUGAAGAGCUUUUGGGCAAGCUGAACCUCCCCACAGCAGAUAUUGACUGUGACCUGGAAGAGUACAUCGACACAAUUUGCGGUAUCUUGGACAUUCCAGUAUACGAGAGCCGAAUCCAGUCUCUCCAUGUCCUGUUCUCACUUUAUUCUGAAAUCAGAAACUUCCAGCCUGAGCUUAUUGCUAAGCCGCCCAACAACAAGACUCUGGACAUCAAUGACUCAGGAGAGGUGGCCAGUUUGUACGCACCUACUCCAUGGCAAGCAGUCUUAAGGAACACAAGCCAACAGCAGCUGAAAAGCAUGGCCAAUAGUAGCAGUGAUGAGUCUGAAGACAGUACCAAGCAAAAAAAGACAGGACCACCUGCUAGACCAUGUGAACCAGCUGAAACUGAUGAAGAGGAUGAUGAUGAUGAGGAUGAUUCUGAUGACACAGAAUCAGAUGAAGAUUAUGGGGCCCCAAGACCAGCUCCAGAACGAUACACAACACAGACCACUGUGAUGGACAAACCAUGUGCUAAGCAAUCAGACCCAACGGUGCUCUCCCCGUGGCUUUCUGAGAACCGUAAACAGCACAAUGUCGCUGAAGUGAAGGUGAAGAGUAUCAAGAGUGCACAGAAGAACCCAAAAGCUAUUGAUGACUGGAUAGAUAGCAUCAGUCAACUCCAUCGCUCCAAACCUCCAGCCACAGUACUUUACACCAGACCCAUGCCAGACAUUGAUACCCUGAUGCAAGAAUGGCCACCUGAGUUUGAAGAGCUUUUGGGCAAGCAAAAAAAGACAGGACCACCUGCUAGACCAUGUGAACCAGCUGAAACUGAUGAAGACGAUGAUGAUGAUGAGGAGGAGGAUUCUGACGAGACAGAGUCAGAUGAAGAUGAUGGGGAGCCAAGAACUGCUCCAGAACGAUACACAACACAGACCACUGUGAUGGAUAAACCAUGUGCUAAGCAAUCAGACCCAACGGUGCUCUCCCCGUGGCUUUCUGAGAACCGUAAACAGCACAAUGUCGCUGAAGUGAAGGUGAAGAGUAUCAAGAGUGCACAGAAGAACCCAAAAGCUAUUGAUGACUGGAUAGAUAGCAUCAGUCGACUCCAUCGCUCCAAACCUCCAGCCACAGUACUUUACACCAGACCCAUGCCAGACAUUGAUAACCUGAUGCAGGAAUGGCCACCUGAUUUUGAAGAGCGUUUGGGCAAGCACUAA
Messenger RNA from Hemibagrus wyckioides, 2963 nucleotides. Its product is annotated as nucleolar protein dao-5-like. Gene Ontology annotation, biological process: cilium assembly; intraciliary transport. Lineage: Eukaryota; Metazoa; Chordata; Actinopteri; Siluriformes; Bagridae. Bases 228 to 2963 code for a protein of 911 amino acids. Gene Ontology annotation, cellular component: centrosome; intraciliary transport particle B; motile cilium. The transcript has 30 exons. The record is from RefSeq and is a predicted model, not a curated record.